AUGCUUCGCAUCGCCAUAAUCGGAGGCGGCAUAGGAGGCCUCUUCGCCGCUCUAUCCAUCCACCACCACUGCAGCGCCAAGGAAAUCCAAAUCGACAUCUACGAACAAGCGCCCGAAUACGAAGAGAUAGGUGCCGGUGUUGGCAUCGGGCCAAAUGCAGCGACGCUGAUCAAGAGACUGGGACUAUUGGACGAAGUGUUGAAGAUCUCCGGCGAUCGUGCAAAGACAUGGCUUUCGUUUCGCCGAUAUGAUACCGGUGCUGAAAUUCAUACGGUCAAGAUCCCGGACGAAGGAAGCAAUACGAUGCAAUUGUCGAUGCACCGAGCGGAGUUCUUGGAGAUUCUCGUGAGGGCUGUGAGAGCGCGGGGCGCUGCUACUUUACACACGCAUAAGCGGUGCGUGGAGGUUGAGGACCAAGGCGACGAAGUAUCGAUCAAAUUUGCAGACGGGACGACGACAUCGGGACAUCUGGUUAUCGGCGCAGAUGGAAUUCACUCGGUUAUUCGUGCCCAAUACGUGCAAGACGCGCCCCGGUACGGCGAUAUGGUGAUCUACCGCGGCCUCUGCGACCUGGACAAGAUCCGCGAUGAAUGGACCCUCCCCACCUUCGCAACUGUAUUCAUGGCGCCGAACAAGCACUUCCUCACCUUCACGAUGAGCAACAACACGAUCCUCAACGUCUUCGCCUUCGUCUCUACGCCGUGGGAAGAAAUCAGCGAAGGAAACGCAAAAGCAACAGCAAAAGCAAAAGAAGGCUGGACGACAUCCGGUGCCGAGAACGUAAUGCAAGAGGAAUUCAAGGACUUUGCACCCAUUGUGCAGAGCGUCAUUCGCAACUUGACUGCUCAGCCAUUAAAGUGGGUACUUUUCGACCGGCAGCCCACGCCGGAAUGGAUUUUUGCCGGUGGCAAAGUUGCCUUGUUGGGCGAUGCGGCUCACGCGAUGUGCCCGCACCAAGGGGCCGGAGCAGGUCAAGGAAUCGAAGAUGGGUAUAUUCUUGGACGGGUGCUGGAGGAGUAUUUAGGGGCUUUGGGAACAUCGCAGUCGAGGAGUCUGCGGGAUUGUUUGGGACUGUAUCAUUCGAUUCGCUUUCCAAGGUCAAAAAAGGUACAGGUUACCUCUCGACAGGCGGGGGAUCUGUAUGAAAUGAAGAUCGAUGAGCUGGUCGGUCUGAGCUACGAAGAUUGUUUACCUGUUGUGAAGGCCAAGUUUGAAAAUCGGAUGGAGUGGCUUUGGCGUGAUGAUAUUGAUGAGAUGUACGAAAAGGCUCGAGCUGAGUGGCAAGCUCGUUCUAGUUAG
This is a messenger RNA of Penicillium verhagenii, 1299 nucleotides long. RefSeq lists its product as uncharacterized. Gene Ontology annotation, molecular function: FAD binding. Bases 1 to 1299 code for a protein of 432 amino acids. The transcript has 4 exons. Lineage: Eukaryota; Fungi; Ascomycota; Eurotiomycetes; Eurotiales; Aspergillaceae. The record is from RefSeq and is a predicted model, not a curated record. Gene Ontology annotation, biological process: secondary metabolite biosynthetic process.